AGGCGGUAAUUCUCCGACUGCCGCGAGUACGCAGGCAGCGACCCCCGCAUACACAGCAUUCGAAGCCCGAUCAUGACGGUAUCUAUCUCGACCGUCGUUCGGCCACAACAUUCGGCUUCCGGGAGGAAUUAAGGCCCGAGCUGUCGCGUAGUUCGGCAGUCUUCCUAAUUAGGCAAUGGACGCCUCGCGGGCCAAUGAGGCGUGGCCGGACGGUUACGUCAGACUCACGUUCUCGAGGGAGGACAGACAUGAUACUCUCGUUUCGCCUUCUGCGGCACUGCCCACGGCGUGCGCAACAUCAAAUCUGGCGGCUUCUAUUUUGCGCGCGCUGCUGAAAGCCGUCCCUUUGCGCCAGCAGCAGUCAUCGUCUGAAGCCCGUCCGCCUGCGACCACUCAGAGGGCGCUUGGCGGAACGAGCUGCAUGCCAGAUGCGGCCUGGGCUGCUCCUCUAACCACGACGGGCACCACCUGGGCAGCACCGUCGACGUUCGGACCGUUGCGGCCUCCACGGGUCCUCGACUCCUCGUCGUGCCUCUCUCAGCAUCGCCCACGGACCACGGGCUCGGCCUCAGCGAGCGCGACGUCAAAGGCCGGGGAGGGGCGGAAAUUAGCGCGCUGGACGUCUCCUCCACCCCAUUCCAGCACACCUCAGCUCUGCUUUGGCGACGGCCGUCUUACUGUACCCCCCUUCUGCCGCAGCGUCCUGUAGCGACUCCCGUGCUUCGAUGCAGCUUCCGGAAGCCCUCUGGCCUGGCCGUCCUGUGACGCGCCCGGCAGUCCGGCGUCGAGCGGACGAGGGCGACGCUCAUCGACGCCGGGCUCGUUCACGGCCGCAAAAUUAGAACCACUUGGCCGCGCUCGAAUCGCAUGACACCCUAAACGAGUCUGCUGUUGAGGAAUCUUUGCCCCAGCAGCGAUCGCGUGGCUUAGACGGACGGCCGGUGUUGUGCCCAACUGCCCCGGGCGAGGCUUGGAGAUGAAGCAGCGUGCACGCGCCACAACCCCCAAUCCUCUCCAGCCCACCUCUCGUCACGUCUAUUUUGGCGGCUCGA
This is a messenger RNA of Trematosphaeria pertusa, 1052 nucleotides long. RefSeq lists its product as uncharacterized. The record is from RefSeq and is a predicted model, not a curated record. Lineage: Eukaryota; Fungi; Ascomycota; Dothideomycetes; Pleosporales; Trematosphaeriaceae. The transcript has a single exon. The coding region runs from base 176 to 709 and encodes 177 amino acids.